This is a messenger RNA of Colletes gigas, 1670 nucleotides long. Its product is annotated as small ubiquitin-related modifier-like. Gene Ontology annotation, cellular component: nucleus; PML body. The record is from RefSeq and is a predicted model, not a curated record. Bases 92 to 388 code for a protein of 98 amino acids. Gene Ontology annotation, biological process: protein sumoylation. Gene Ontology annotation, molecular function: protein tag activity; ubiquitin-like protein ligase binding. NCBI's taxonomy places the organism in Eukaryota, Metazoa, Arthropoda, Insecta, Hymenoptera, Colletidae. The transcript has 5 exons.
CAACUGACAAAAGCGCGGCGCCAUAUUGCGUGCUUGUGUUUGGUUACUGUUCUGGCGCGUGGUCGAGAUUUGUUAUAUUUAAUUAUAUACCAUGUCCGAUAAUCAGGAGCAAAAACCCGAAGCCGGCCCAGGCGACGCGAAUUCUGAAUACAUCAAGCUUAAAGUCGUUGGGAACGACAGCAAUGAAAUUCAUUUUAGGGUAAAGAUGACUACUCAGAUGGGUAAACUCAAGAAAUCGUACAGCGAUCGUGUGGGUGUUCCUAUGACAUCACUCAGGUUUCUUUUUGAUGGUAAAAGAAUUAAUGAUGAUGAAACACCAAAGCAGUUGGAAAUGGAAAAUGAUGAUGUAAUUGAAGUAUACCAAGAACAAACAGGUGGUCACUACUGAAGAAAUUAAAUCUAUUAUUCAGUUUUAAUGUCUUUUAAAGUGAAAGUGACUAUCAUAAAGAAAUGGACAAGUUUAUCAGUAUGUAUAUGUAUGUUAAAAAAGCAUUAUGUAAUUUGGUUUUUUAUGUAACAUUUUGAUGUGCUGUUCUACAUUCCUGUAUUGAGGCAAGUUUAAGGACCAUCAACGAUCAGUUUCAUGCUAUGACACUCAUUCAUCACAAGCAAAACAAAAGAGAAUUAAUGGGAAAAAAAAAAAAAAAAAAUGAAUCAUAUUUUAAUGUUAUCAGAUUUGUCCAUUAGCAAUAUUUGGCAAUGUAUUUGCAUUUUAUAAAUUUCUGAAUUCUUAGAUCUAGACUGUGAGAGAUCCACGUGAGAAAUUUUAGUUUUGUUAUUAUAGCACAGUAACUAUUAUAUGAUGUGAACAUGAUUUAACAAAAUUGUUGCGUUUAAGGUAUAUCUAUAAUAAAAGAAGUAAUUGUAAUAUUUUCUCUUUGCCUUUUCAAUGUAAUUGUAAUGGUAACAGAAAUACUUGCAACUUUGAAAACGUAAUUUAAAAAUAUGAUAAACGGUUAAUUUUUUUUUUCUUUUUCAAUGGUCAUUGGAGUAAUUAAUGCAAUGUAAGUAAUGUAGAUGCUUUUUUGGGAAUUCGAUGUUAUUAUAGAUCAUUUUUAUCGUGUGUGAAAAUAUCUGGUAUUUCAGUGAAAAGGAUAAACAUCAUAACACAUAGAAAUGUUAGUAAUCUGAUCUUUCAAGAAAAACAAUUUGAAUAGUAACAAAGUGAACAAAUUCGCGCUAAAGAUCUGUGGAUUUCAUUCGAAAAUUGUUAUGUCUGUAUAAGCAUCUUCAUUACAUGAUACUCGAUGAUUCAGCGGGGCAUAAUUUCGACAAAUUAUAAUAAAACUUAUUCUUGUACAGAUAAGUAGUACAGUUUUCGUAUACUAACGUGUACAAGUUAGUCGGCAUUUUUCUUUUACUGUCAUAUUUAUAAACAAUGAGUUAAAAAAAAUAAUAAACAUUUAUUGAAAUAAUAAAAACAAUUUAAAUAAUAGGCAUGUCUAUAGUUAGGAAGAAUAAGUAAGGUAUAAUAAUAACAUUAGUAGUAUUCUCUUUUAUGAAAUGUAGAUCGCGUUGAAUGGUAAGAAUGCUCUCAUAUAAAUAGAUUAUCAAUUUCCGUAACGAAGGCAGAAAAUGAUUUUGAUAUAAACAACGUUGUAAUAAUCAUUAGAUCUCUAUGUUUACUGGGUUUCAUCCUAUUCGCAAUCAAAUCUCAUCUCCCAAUAGCA